Etheostoma cragini (Arkansas darter) is the source of this 2718-nucleotide messenger RNA. RefSeq names its product 5-hydroxytryptamine (serotonin) receptor 2B, G protein-coupled (gene htr2b). Lineage: Eukaryota; Metazoa; Chordata; Actinopteri; Perciformes; Percidae. Bases 814 to 2232 code for a protein of 472 amino acids. Gene Ontology annotation, cellular component: dendrite; plasma membrane. Gene Ontology annotation, biological process: smooth muscle contraction; chemical synaptic transmission; heart development. Gene Ontology annotation, molecular function: neurotransmitter receptor activity; G protein-coupled serotonin receptor activity. The transcript is spliced from 4 exons. The record is from RefSeq and is a predicted model, not a curated record.
ACAGAGUCGGACUCACGGGCAAGACGGAUUGGAGGGAGGGAAAAGAGUGAGAGAGCGGACAAGACGGGAGAGAGUGCGGGCUGAUCACAGGCUGCUAACAAGAGAAAGCGAGUUGGAGAGAGGCAGAGGAGCCAAAACAUCUGAAAGUUUUAAACCUGUGAACGCGGUUGGUGAUGCGAAGCAAGACUGGGGGUUCCUCCAACAUGUGGAAGCAAAACAAAUUCCACAUCAUGGACUGAUUCAGACAGAGACAGAUUUAGGUUUUACCGCUGGGGGAGGGCAUUCUGUCGUAUUCUUAUUUGGAGAGGAUGGAAAUAUAAAAAGGUAGGAGACUAUUAUAAAAGAUACAAAACUAAGGUCUGCAAAGACUGAGAUGCUUCGACGUUAAACUGCACUUUUCUGUGUUUAAGCAAGUUGAAAUGUAGCGGCUUGGAAAAAAUUCUCUAGUUGAAACGUCAAGAAGGAAGUUAAAUGUACUCCUUCAGGAGCAGUGGAUGACAAGAGUUUCAACUGCCUGGGAAAGUGAGGACCCCUGAGAAUCUCCUUGCGGAAGUACCAACCGUGUUUGGAUUAUUGCCAGCCGUGGAGUUUGUAUUGUGGACCUGUUUUUUUUUGUCCCCUCCAAGCAGUGGAUUCUCAACUGAUUUUGAGUUACUCUUGUUUGUACAGUGCACAAGGCAUGAAGCAUCCUGUGCAUUGACCCUGAGCUUUCCUGAGCCUGUGGGACGCAGUGACCAUGCUGACCGAGUGUCCAACACCAGAAAGAUCAGAGCCCCGACCCACAUUAAGGCCAGCUGUAACCUCUGCAGCACCAUGUCUCAAGCAGUUGUGGCACCACUCGAGGCUAACAACUCACAGCCAGGAGCAGUACCUGAGGCCCAGCUGAAAUGGGCUGCUCUGCUCAUUGUUAUGGUCAUCAUCCCCACUAUUGGAGGAAACAUCCUGGUCAUUCUUGCGGUGUCCCUUGAAAGAAAGCUGCAGAACGCCACCAACUACUUUCUGAUGUCGCUUGCUGUGGCUGAUCUGUUGGUGGGACUCCUAGUAAUGCCCAUUGCCCUCGUCACUGUUCUCUACAACUCAGGCUGGCCUCUUCCGGAGCCCCUCUGCCCCAUUUGGCUGUUCCUCGAUGUGCUGUUUUCUACUGCAUCCAUCAUGCACCUAUGCGCCAUUUCACUGGAUCGCUACAUUGCCAUAAAGAAGCCAAUCCAACACAGCCAGUACAAAUCCAGAGCCAAAGCGAUGGUGAAGAUUGGACUGGUGUGGCUAAUAUCCAUUUGUAUCGCAAUACCUAUUCCAAUUAAGGGGCUUAAGAACUACCAUCUUCCCAACAACAUCACCUUCAACAGCAAUCACACAUGCAUGCUGAAAACAGACACCUUCCGGGAGUUUAUCAUGUUUGGCUCCUUGGCGGCAUUCUUCAUCCCUCUGACCAUCAUGAUGGUCAUCUACCUACUUACUGUCCAGGUGUUGAGGAAAAAGGUUUAUUUGCUCAGGUCAAAGGUGACUCAGCGUUUUAGCUACCCGACAGUCUCAACAGUUUUUCAAAGAGAAACGGCGGCGACUCCACCUCAAACUGAUCAACUUAACAUGCUGGAAAGCACACUUCCAAGGAUGCAAGAAAAAACAUAUGUAGACACAACAAACACUCCUACAGAAGAUGAAAUGUCCUUUCGGAGAAUGUCAACUAUGGGCAAGAAGUCAAUGCAGACUCUUAGCAAUGAGCAGCGCGCCUCAAAGGUGCUAGGCAUCGUCUUCCUCCUGUUUGUAGUAAUGUGGUGCCCUUUCUUCAUUACCAAUAUCACCUCUGUGCUAUGCACAAGCUGUGAUGUUCAUGUAAUCGCCCGCCUGAUGGAGAUUUUUGUUUGGGUGGGUUAUGUGUCAUCAGGCAUCAACCCGUUGGUCUACACCCUAUUCAACCAAACUUUCAGGCAAGCGUUCACGCGUUACAUGACCUGCAAUUACGAAACCUCUGCUAGUCAUGGGCCGGGAAGGCACCCAAGGGCAUCAAAUGCAGAUCGGACCCUUACACGGAUUUCAUUCAGAUCUUCCAUGGCAGAAAACUCUAAACUAUUCAUGAAGCGGGGCAUGAAGAAUGGCAUUGGAGCAGUUGGCUACCAAAGUCCACUGAGGUGCCGACAAGCACCUGUACGGUCGUCUGGUGGUGUGUUAGAUACAAUGCUUCUGACUGAAAAUGAAGCUGGUAAGCAGGCGGAACAUGUUAGCUGUGUAUAGAGAGACCAGACAAUUGAAUCAAAUUAAAAAAGGUAGCACUUGAAAUGGAUCAAAAUAAUGGUGCAAACCUUUUAAUCUCUUUAAAGACAAAGGCUAAGCUCAAAACAAAUAUUCAAAAUGCAUAAUUCUGAAUCGGCUAUUACUCUCAAUUUGAUUGCCAAAUAAUUUAACGCUAGUGUACUGUACUGUACACUUCACAACAACAAAAUGUAACUUGUUGCUGUCUGGUUUGUUUACAUGAGUAAUUUCUUUUUUUUUUUAAACAAAAAGCAAAAUAAGGCAAUGUUUUCAAUUAUGAUCAUUUUAGAAACACAAAUUUCAUCUAUAAGGCAAACUAUUACAUGUGAAUAUAUAAUAUUUCUCACUGGGUCUUUACGAAAGGCCAUAUUAAUAAUGUGAAGUCAGUUCAAAGUGUACCAGAAGAAAGUUUGAGUUUUCAAACGUUAUAAAACCUUGAGAUGACCUGUAACAGGUCGACUAAAAAAA